UUCAAAAUUACCUGAUUUCUGGAAUUACAAACCUGUCUAAGGCUGAAGAUGUUAGUGAACAUAAAGCAUAUCCUGUGGUUGCCCUUCCUGCUGUACAACUCAUCUUUUGGACUUGCUGACACGAUGGUGGUGAUGCGGCCCGUCAGCGGCUCUCUCUCCGGCAAAGUGGUGCUGCCGUGCCACUUCUCCACCAUACCCACCUCCGCGCCCACCGCCAACAGCACUGCCAGCACUGACUACCUGCGCAUCAAGUGGUCCAAGGUGGAGAACGAGGUGGAGAGGGUUGUGCUGGUGGCCCAGAACGGGGUGAUCAAGAUCGGGCCCAGCUUCAGGAGCCGGGUGUCGGUGCCCAGCCACCCGGAGGAUGUUGGGGACGCCUCCCUGACUGUAGUGAAGCUGAGGGCCAGUGAUGCGGGGACGUACCGCUGCGAGGUCAUGUACGGCAUCGAGGACACAGAAGACACUGUCUCUCUGGACGUCAGUGGUGUCGUGUUUCACUACCGGGCAAACACCAGCAGAUACACACUGAACUACACUAGUGCCGUGCAAGCCUGCCACAGUGCCGGGGCCUCCAUCGCCACAGCAGAUCAGCUGAAGUCGGCCUUCGAGGAUGGGUUUGACCACUGCGAUGCUGGCUGGGUUGCAGAUCAGACAGUGAGAUACCCCAUCACCAAACCCAGGCCUGGUUGCUAUGGCGAUAAGAUGACAAAGCCCGGCAUCAGAACGUACGGAUUACGAAAUCCCAAAGAGACGUAUGAUGUCUUCUGCUAUGUGGACAAGCUGGAAGGUAAUGUGUUCUAUGCGCCCGUCACCCGUAAGAUGACCCUGGAGGAGGCCAGAGAGGAGUGCGAGAGGAGGGACGCUGCGCUGGCCUCCCCGGGUCAGCUGCAUGCUGCAUGGAGGCAGGGCCUGGACCAGUGCAACUACGGCUGGCUGUCCGACGGGAGCGCCCGCUACCCCGUCUCCAUCCCCAAGAAGCAGUGCGGGGGCGGUCUGCUGGGCGUCAGGACCAUGUACCGCUACCUGAACCAGACGGGCUUUCCUGAACCCACAUUAAAGCUUGGAGCAUACUGCUUCAGAGGAAUACAUUCUUGCACUGAAAAUGUUUGCCUGAAUGGAGGCACCUGCUACACAAGGGGCAAUGUCUACACAUGUGCCUGUCCCCCUGGUUACAGUGGUGAUCGCUGUGAAAUAGAUAUUGAUGAAUGCCAGUCUAACCCCUGUCGUAAUGGUGGUACCUGCAUUGAUGGCCUAAACUCCUUCACCUGUACAUGCCUCCCAAGCUAUGCAGGAACUCUCUGUGAACAAGACACUGAGACGUGCGACUACGGGUGGCACAAGUUCCAGGGACACUGCUACAAGUACAUCGCUCACCGGCGGACGUGGGACAUCGCGGAGCGGGAGUGUCGCCUGCAGGGUGCCCAUCUGACCAGCAUCCUCUCCCACGAGGAGCAGCUAUUCGUCAACCGCUUGGGACAUGACUACCAAUGGAUUGGCCUAAAUGAUAAAAUGUUCGAGAAUGAUUUCCGCUGGACCGAUGGGCGACCUGUGCAAUAUGAGAACUGGAGACCCAACCAGCCGGACAGCUUCUUCUCAUCUGGAGAGGACUGUGUGGUAAUGAUCUGGCAUGAGGAUGGACAGUGGAACGACGUGCCCUGCAAUUACCACCUCACCUUCACCUGCAAGAAGGGAACAGUCGCGUGCAGCCAGCCUCCCGUGGUGCAGAACGCCCGCACCUUCGGCAGGAUGCGGCCUCGCUACGAGAUCAACUCGCUGGUGAGGUACCAGUGCAAGGACGGCUUCAUCCAGAGACACGUGCCCACCAUCAGGUGCCGCGGAGAUGGACGGUGGGACGUCCCCCAGAUCUCCUGCAUGACCCCAUCUGCCUUCCAGAAGGCGUACUCGUGGAGAUACCAAUACAGCAACUACAAUAACUCUAGGAGGAGGUCCAGUGAGUCGGUGCGACACCAUCACCGCUGGGCCACCAGAGGGGACAGGAACAGGCGCUGACCCCUGAGUGACGCUGUCUGGAGGUGCCCUCUGAUUGCACGAGAGGCCUAAGCCCACAGACGGCCUUUUCUCAACCAGCGUAUGUUUCUACAGGAAAACAACAGCACAACAACAAGAAGCCAUUUUUACUGUCUUUUUUGCAAUCAAAAGGGGAGAUAAAAAGAACCAUGUCAAUUGCCUUUCAAAUCUUGUCAGGUGUUUCUUACUUUUUUUUUCAUUUUUGGGAGGGACACAGUUUAUGAAGUCAACAAAAAAGGAUACAGCCAGCUGGUCACUUGGAACUCUUUAUGUCUGUGCCCCGGAGAUGACUGACAAGAUCUGUUUGCUGGUGGAUAUUAACACUGAUUUCUUGCUUUGUUAUUUCCUUUGUUUUGCGGUCCAGCCUCCUUACCUGGCAGAGCACAUAUCUCAAAAAACUGUAUCUAUGGUAACAAUAUUGUCCAAUGGUUUUUAUUGGGGAAAAGGAACAAGCAGUGACAACAUUUGUAAAUAGUGUUGAAACCAGUUUAGCACUCAGAUAAUGUAAAUACACCAUCAGAUUUAAGUCUAUGUUAUUAAAAAGGCUCUUAGGACUUUCUCCUGAAGAGAGACAGAUAGUGUCUUUCUGCUGCUCUUUUGUAUGGGUGGGACAGCAUACUUUACACAGAUUUUAUACUAAACUAUAUCAAACAGUAAUGACAGGAGGGUUUGUGUGCUUACGUCUACUUUUGAAUGACAAAUCUGGAGACAGAGUCACAGAGGAGGAAGAGGACAAUAUGAGGACUACAAUGCAAUGACUGCGCAAACACUCAUCAACUUUACAGAUUUCAGAGACUGCCAGGAGAGAGAGAUAGUGUCGCAGGAGGUGGCUCUGGAAAAAGGAAGUCGUCCUCCUGAAAGAGGAAGUUUAUCUUUCCAAAAAUGGCAGCUUUGAGUGGUUCACCAGCAUGCAUGGAGAUGCCAUUAUUGGCUAUCUUCGUUUGAAAUACAAUCUUUUUUAUGAAAGAAAAAACAUUGAAAUAUAUAAUAAUUAAUAAACAGAUGAAUGUGUAUAUAUAACCAGUUUAAUCCUUUUGUUUAUUAUAUGGUAUGGUGAAAAAUGAGAUAAAAGAAAAGUUAUUAUGAAUGUGUGACAGAGUGCUGCAGCCCCAGUGCUUCCUCAGUAGACAUUAGCAACUGAAGUAAAACCAUAGAGAUUUAAUUUAUUGGACAUGUUGUAUGGGAAUACAGAAAGCAAAGAUUGUUUCUGAAUGGAGAUAAAGUAUGUACUUUAUUUAUAUCUGGUUUCUGC
Molecule: messenger RNA, 3280 nt
Organism: Megalops cyprinoides (Indo-Pacific tarpon)
Lineage: Eukaryota; Metazoa; Chordata; Actinopteri; Elopiformes; Megalopidae
Product: versican core protein-like
Exons: 13
Coding region: 49-2010 (653 amino acids)
Biological process (GO): cell adhesion
Molecular function (GO): hyaluronic acid binding; calcium ion binding
Source: RefSeq, a predicted model, not a curated record